UAGUACUAAGUGUUUAGAAGUGGGAACUAAAAUGUGGGAGAGAGAGAGAAAAGCGAGGAUGAGGGAAUCAGCGGUGAUAAUAGUGGGAGGUGGAACAUCGGGCAUAGCCACCGCAGCAUGCUUAACGAAGCAAUCAAUACCUUACAUACUCCUCGAGAGAGAAGAUUGUUUCGCUUCUCUGUGGCAGAAGUACACCUACGAUAGGCUGCACCUCCACUUGAGGAAGCAAGUGUGCCAGCUACCGCACCUUCCCUUUCCCACCACUUACCCUCACUACGUGCCUCGGAAGCACUUCAUCGACUACUUGGGAAACUACGUCCACCACUUCGAUAUCAACCCUCUCUACCAGCGCUCGGUGGAGCUCGCGGAGUACCACAGCAGGGGGAGAUGGAGGGUCAGGGCCAAGAACCGAUGCUCCGGCGAGAUGGAGGAGUACGCCGCGAGGUUCUUGGUGGUGGCCAGCGGCGAAACGGCGGAGCCCAAUGUGCCGCCGGUUGAAGGCUUGGCGAGUUUCAAUGGGAAAGUGAUUCAUUCGACGGGGUACAAGAACGGGAAGGAGUUUAGGGAUCAACAUGUUCUCGUUGUUGGAUCUGGAAAUUCUGGAAUGGAGAUUGCACUAGAUUUGGCCAAUUUUGGUGCCAAACCUUCCAUCAUUGUUCGCAGCCCGGUUCAUUUUCUGUCGAGGGAUAUGAUGUAUUAUGCGUCGCUUAUGCUCAAGUAUCUGUCGCUAAGUACGGUGGAGAAACUGUUGGUGUUUGUUAGCAGGAUUGUGUAUGGGGAUCUGAGUGACUAUGGGAUACCUUUUCCCACGGAAGGGCCUUUUACUAUGAAGAUGAAGUAUGGUAAGUUCCCCAUCAUUGAUUUGGGAACUGUCAAGAAAAUCAAAUCUGGUGAGAUACAGGUGUUGCCAGCGGAAAUUGAGUGUAUAAGAGGUAACGAAGUUCUGUUCCGGGAUGGCAAAUCGCACACGUUUGACUCAAUUGUUUUCUGCACAGGCUUCAAGAGGGCAACUCAAAAGUGGCUUAAGGGGGGUGAUGAUCUUCUGAAUGAGGAUGGUUUUCCAAAGCCUAGUUACCCGAAUCAUUGGAAGGGUCAAAACGGUUUGUAUUGCGUUGGAUUGUCAAGAAGGGGUUUCUUUGGAGCCAACAUGGAUGCCCAAAACGUUGCAAAUGACAUUGUCUCGUUAAUUCCUCAAGAAGAAAGAGAAGGAGUUGGUGUCAUGUAAAAUUCAAGAUUUGAUCUAUCAUGUUCGGCUUCAUUAUAAACUUGGUUGCAGAAAACAAACACUAUAAACGUGCUAUGCCAUAUAUAUGCUGCCUUUUACAUUACAAUAGACAUUGCAACAACCCAUUCAACAAUGUGUAUCAUAAUAGUACAUUUUUUUUAAUGUCUAUACCAUUCCAUUUUCUUUUUUA
Messenger RNA from Cajanus cajan (pigeon pea), 1415 nucleotides. RefSeq names its product putative indole-3-pyruvate monooxygenase YUCCA10. Gene Ontology annotation, molecular function: NADP binding; N,N-dimethylaniline monooxygenase activity; flavin adenine dinucleotide binding. Lineage: Eukaryota; Viridiplantae; Streptophyta; Magnoliopsida; Fabales; Fabaceae. The record is from RefSeq and is a predicted model, not a curated record.